UUUUUUUCCAGUUAAGUGAAUGUUAUUGGUUUAAAAGUUAAAAAGUUUUAUGGCUAUGCCGCUUUACCGUAAUAGAGAAAAGAUUUCAGUUUCACUAUUUUCAAAUUCAUAAUAUUCGAGUACCGAUAUUUUGCCAAUAUUUACAAAUAAAGUUGAAAAUCACAAAAUAGUUAAGAUAGUUCUAUAUUUCUGCGUUUACCACAUACCAUAGUAUAAAUUGUAGCUAAUGUUCCUCAUCGGACCGGUUAAAAUACUUAUUAACUGACGUAAUCGUGCAUGACAACAUCUGGUACAUAACGAUGCGAUGCCGUCGGCGUUUAAUGAAAUUAAAUAUCCCUCGUCAUAAGGUUCAAAAUUUGUGAUUUAUUACAUUAGAUAAAUUGGAAAAGUGCCGUGCAACUUCCUACGAGAUGAUAGUGAUUGGAUAUUGAUGACUUAGCACUUUUUUUGGGGUAUAUCAGGAGUCCAGGGGCCACUCAUUGGUCGUAGUCCAGUAGAAUAAGGAUGAACGACCCGUGGGACGUGAAGAGCGUGCGACAGGCCGGCCAGUACGUGUCCUGUAUGAAAUUGAACGGGGUGCCGCUCCUUCCGCCCGUGUUAUCGAAGGAAUGCCGCAAAGAAAUGCAAUACUACAAGCUCCUUGCUAAAGAAGUGGAAAAGCGGAUAUCCAUACUUCAGCCGUAUGUCAUAGAUACAGACUCAGAGUCUGAAGACAAGACUGAUGCUCCUGAACUACCUGAAUGUGAACAAAACUUUGAAAUACCCCGGGAAGAAGUAAAAGCUGGGUUCAAUGUUAACAUAGAUAAAAUUACUGCAAUCACUUCAGCCAAUAACAAAGAUAAACCAAAAGCUUUAUCACCAAAACUGCGCAACAAUGUGACUCCAAAGAGAGGUGGGGGUUCAGUAGAAACGUCAAGGUCUAGUUCUCCUAAACUAAUCAUAGACCUUAAUCUCAAUAUCAAUGAAAAUGGAAAAAAUGUUCUUGAGACUGUAAAGAGUCCACACUCACCUCCCCUAAUAGAUCUACCUGAAAGGGACUAUACUUGCACGAGAAGAAUAACUCAAAAAGUCAUCACAGAAAAGGAAGUCAUUACUGAAGUAGAAACACAAAGAAACAAUAAAAAACAGAAAGCUAUGUUUGAGGAGAUGGCUAAACUCAACUUUAUAAACAAAGACAAUUUAACUGACCCUUUCAGUGAUUUAACCAUAUCUCAAGAUGGCCCGUCGUCUCUUAGUUCCAAAAGCUUUACAGGAUCCUUGAAUGAUUUGCAUAGGGAAAGUAUUAAGGAGACGACUCCGAAAUUAGUCCGCCAACAUUCUUACACUCUAUUGAAGCCAAGUCCUCAGCUCUUAGCCCAUCUAGAAGUGCAAUCACUGAAUACCGGUAUUGAGAUGACAUCAAUAUCAAUGAGCGAAUCUGUUUCCAACUUGAGCUGUCCGAACAAGAAGCGUAGGAGCUGGGACCUGGAGUCAGCUAAAGUGAAAUGGUCGUCUAUGGCUCUAGAACUGAAGCAGACUAAUGUCGUACAUAACCUUAAUAAAAAUGCAUCUAACAAAACCAUCGUAAAACAAGCUAUCAAAAAAUCUCCCCAGAGCUCACCCCCGCAACGAGCAAAAACCGUUAGUCCAGAAAAAAGACGCAAUGUUCCUCCAAAAGUAAUGAAAUGUAGUAAUAUAUCCAAUUCAGAGAAUUUAUCUAAGUCUUUGCCGAAAUCCACCAGUCCGUUUAAAAAUAGUGCCAGUUUUGUGAAAGAUCCAGGUUUACCUAAAGUGAGUGCUUCUCUCAACUUAGAUAAGGCUCAACCCCAAGCUUUCGCACCUCCCAUAGUAGGAGAAUCCGAUGACCCCGCGGUUCGUGUUAGGGAACUCUACGAAAAGAUACAAAAUCAACAAUUGUUACAAAUGGCGAGCUUAGUGGAGAAGCAGAAAAGAGAACAGUUGCUUCUUCAGCAAGUUUUUGAAGAACAGAACAAUUUACUUUUCAAACAACUGAAGACAAUCUGUCCGAAAUCCCCUAUUGAGGCGAAGGAGGCUUGGAGUGAGAAACAUGUCGAAAGUGACAGAGGUCCGGUCAGUCUGAGUCAACUCAUUAAUUACAAGUCACCUGAACCUAGUCUGGGUAGUCCUGUUUCUUCUACAUUAACAGAAACCAACCAUUACAUUAACCAGUGCGAUAAUGUGCUGAAGAAAAGUAGGGAUAUUACAGGAAGUAUUAAGAAACAACCUACCAAGUCUCGUAGCCAGAAUGGCAGCAAGAUUGUGUCUCCAAAGACACAGCCAGACAGUAAGAAUCGAACUAGUUCUCCGACUCAGAGACAUACCCCCACAUCCCGAAAAUUAAACUAUGAUACUAGUGUGUCAUCAGACCGGGACUACGAGCCGAUGUUAACCGAUCGAACGAACGACACGAUGGCCGACUUAAAUGUUACCUUUCCCUCCGACAACGACGACUUCACUUACAACAGUACCAACGUUUUUGGGAAAGAAGUUAAAGUUGCUCAUGGACCUUCACUGAUGACUUCUACAACAAACUCGAAUAGAUCCACCGACAAUGCCAUCCGAAAUAUGGAGAGAACUAUAUACAACUCCAUAAAUAGCACCAACAAGCGAAUGUCGAAGGGUACAUUUGACAUCCAGGGAACACCAGAACAGUGUGCAGCUGCAACCAAAAUAGUGGCAGUAGCCAAGGGUUACCUGGUCCGUCGCCUGAUGCGUACGGACCGCGUACAGUCGACCGUGCAGACCAUUAAAGAUGCACUGCUGUGCGCCCUGCAACUGCAUCAGGAUCGCGAGGGGAUCCGGGGCGCUGACGUAGACCUCCAUCGGCGACUUAUUCAGCAGAUAACAGCAGCAUGUUACUCCCUCCACGAUACCUUCGUGGCGAGUACAGCCGCAGAACGUUGCGCUAUGAUCGCUGCAGACAGAGGGCGCCGCCGUUCACUCGCUGCUCGUCAAGCCAGCUUGUCAUUCAAACAAACGGACGUAAUGUCACAAAGCCACUCCGGGGCGUUUCCCGCGCGCACCAAGCGACCAACCGCAGUGUCGCCGAUGACGCAGUCUAACUAUGAGACUUUUAGCGAGGACAAGAGGUCCGGAGUGGCGAUGUCCCGCCACAUGGCCAGCCCACACCGUCGCCCCUGGCGCUGACCCUCACCCACGCCGCCCAGCUGCCUGCCGCGCUUCUUUGCCCACUGCUGGGCGCAGCGUCGCGGCGUCAACCUUUAAACUUCAAAUAUAAAUACCUGCAGCUUAAUUUUUUACAUUAUUUUGAUACUUGUAUUUUGAGCGAUCAUUUUUCGAAAAUUGCGAUAUAAUAUACUGGAGCUAUAAUUCCUAUAAAUAAACUUUGGCUUACAAAAACAUUGAUAACUACGAAAUAAUUGUAAUAAUGUUGUGUAUUAACACGGUAUGAACGUUAACAGAAAUUAUUUAUUAUACUUAUGCUUAAAAAUAUUGAAAAAUAUAAGUACCUACCUACUUGUAUUUAAUUUCAAUAAAAAGUCGAGCUUUCCUUCUGUACUCCGCCUAUGCGCUCUCUUUUGUACACUAAAUGUAAUUAGGCUAACUAAAGUGCAUUUAAAAUUUAUUACAAUUAAUUAAAUUAAAAUUAGGUUUAAAUUUGUCCUGUUCACACAGAAUUGUGAAAGAAACAUUGUCAUGAACAAAUUCAACAAAACGUGGUCCGAUACAAAAUUAUUUAUUAUUAGCAUUUAAGUAAUGUAAUUAAAAUUAUGGUUGUACCUAACUGUUCCGUUUUAUGCUUCCAAAGCAAAGUGCCUACACACGCACAUACGUAAACUAGGGUAAAAUUGAUGAUCCGAGUCGCUAUUGAAAGAAAAUUUAAUAAUUCAAAAUUGUAUUUUGCUAUAAAUCUAGGACUCGAUUGCAGGACAUAUAUUUUGGAUAAACAGAUAUUUUUUUAUCGUUGUACUGGAACUUUUGUGAGACAUUAAAAUAAUUGAAUAUUUUAUCGGUUCUCUCACGUGUGCUGAUAACUCAGCUUGUUUCAACCCAUGUUAGGUACUCCUAGUUGGCUGAUGUUCAAGAUAUGGGUUCCCAGCGUGCCUUGAAACUAGUUGAAGUAUCUCGCCUACCAGUUAUGUGAGCUAUUUUAUUAUUAAGUUAUAAUAAUACUGUAAAUUAAAAUAAUACCAAGUGAUUUUUACUUACAAUAUUUCGUGGUGUUGUUGUCGGCGAAUACUAAUAUAUCACCGUUUUAUCCGCACCAGCGUGAAAUAAUCAUGAAAUGGUUCUGUUAACUUUCCAUUUUUAUUUUGAUUAUAAAGUGAGAAUGAGAUAGCAAAUCUAAGGUUUGAAUAUGAAAUGCUAAAGAGGCCUUUUUAUGUCG
Messenger RNA from Spodoptera exigua (beet armyworm), 4348 nucleotides. The record is from the annotation of a GenBank genome assembly. NCBI's taxonomy places the organism in Eukaryota, Metazoa, Arthropoda, Insecta, Lepidoptera, Noctuidae.